UAAAGCUCUUCCUUAAGAAAAAAGUUAGAAUUCUGUUGUUUAGCCGGAGUUUGAUGUACGUGUUGUUGAUGUCAGGCGUAGGCUUCGUGAAUUUUAUAAAUUAACUACGUUCUAUUCGUUUUUAUGUGAAACAAAACAAGUGCAGUCGAGUAGCAACAGAAUCAUCAAUUAAUUUACACUACCGAAAUCAGAAACUCGCCUAAAUGUCACAACACAGCAAAAAGGACACAGCCAGCCAUGCGAAUAGCACACGCCAACGCAAACAGGACGACACAAACAGCAGCAGCAGCAACAGCAACAACAAGAGCCAAAAGAAACAGCCGCCCAAUGGCAGCACUAAAAGCGGCAGCAGUAGCAGCAACUCCAACAGCAACACCUCAUUUACAACAAUUAGUAGCAGUAGCAGCAACAACAGCUCAGCGACAGCGACGACAGCAGCGGCACACACAAAGUGUGGCAACAAUAGCAAAAUGCAGUUAAGCAAAAAGGAUAAACAGCAAAAAGACAAAGAGCGCAACGAGCGUGCACAGCUGGUGCUCUGGCGUCGUCCACUGCAGACGUCCAAAUACUGUGCACUUGAACUGAUUGCAUUGCUGCGCACCUGGAGCAGCAGAUUAAUGCAGCAACGCGGCCUGUUGGCUGUUUUAAUAGUAUUAGGCAUUGUAUUUAGCAUAAUUUACAAGAUCGAUGGACCGCAUCAAAUGAUCAUUGAGCUGGUGCGUCGCAACACCUGGUUCUUUGUCUACUGGAUUGGCCUCGGCGUUCUCUCAUCCGUUGGCCUCGGCACCGGCCUCCAUACGUUUCUGCUCUACUUGGGUCCACACAUAGCCAGCGUCACAUUGGCCGCCUACGAAUGCAAUUCCCUAAACUUUCCCAAGCCGCCCUAUCCCGACGACAUCAUUUGUCCGGAGGAACCGUAUGUGAAGCGUGUGCCCGAUAUCUGGUCCAUUAUGACCAAGGUGCGUCUGGAGGCAUUCCUUUGGGGCGCUGGCACUGCGCUCGGCGAACUUCCUCCCUAUUUUAUGGCCAAGGCGGCACGUCUCUCCGGCUACGAUCCGGACGAUGCCGAUGAGCUGGCCGAGUUUGAAGCCCUGAAUGCGAAGCGACACCAGAAGAACCUCAGUCUCAUGGACAAGGGCAAACUGUUCAUGGAGCGUGUGGUCGAGCGCGUUGGCUUCUUUGGCAUCUUGGCUUGUGCAAGCAUUCCCAAUCCGUUGUUCGAUUUGGCUGGCAUCACGUGUGGCCAUUUUUUGGUGCCAUUCUGGACAUUCUUUGGCGCCACGCUCAUUGGCAAGGCCAUCAUCAAGAUGCACAUACAGAAGGUCUUUGUGAUUAUUGCGUUCAAUGAGUCUCUGAUCGAGCGCGCCGUCGAUCUUCUGGCCUCGCUGCCAAUCUUUGGCCGGAAGCUGCAGCAGCCGUUUAAGGGAUUCCUCGAGAACCAGAAGCAGCGAUUGCAUCGACGUGGCGCUGGCGCUAGCGGUGGUGACUCCGGCAAUCUGUUGUCCAAGAUCUUUGAGACAUUUGUGAUUGGCAUGGUUUGCUAUUUCGUUGUAUCAAUUGUCAAUUCGCUGGCGCAAAGCUAUCACAAGCGGCUGCACAAGAAGACGCGCAGCAACUCGACGUCAACAUCGUCUGCCUCCCAAGCCACGCCCACCACCGGCUUGAAGAAGCAUGCCAAACAAAAAGCGCUCCGCGAUUAAUGGGCACAAUCUGAGCCACAGCACUUUCAUCCUUUCCGCAAUUGAAUGCAAAAUUCUUUGUUAAUAUUUCUUUUUUUUCGGCAAUUAUGUUCUGUACUAUUAAUUAUUAUUAUUAUUAUUCAUAUUAUAAUUACAAUUACAAUUAUAAUUACUAUGAUUGUGUUAGUCAAAUUCGAACAGUUUCUGGCGAGUUAAGAUUAUGAUAGAACCAUAUGCAUUAAAUAUAAUAAUAUCGUAAACGCUUCUUUUUUUUUUGUGCUAGCGAGUGAAUGAGGAGCGAUAGUGCAGCUUUGAAUGAUCAUCGUAGUCUAGAAUAGUUAAAGAAAAAGCAAAGAAUACAAAAAUGAACAACCUUAAUAUAAUUAUAUAAAUUUAAAUAAAUAGAAAUACACAAAUAGAAAGCAAACACAGCACACAACAACAACUACAACAACUAAAUAAAGUAAAUGGAAAUUAAAUAACAGCUAGACCCAAAUCAAUAGUACUAUCUAUAUACAUAACAUACCCAAAGCUAUUCAGUUGAUUUUCUACCCUCGUUUACAAUUUCCUUCACUUUUUGAUAAUGCAAUGCAAAAACAAAACUGAAGAAAACAAAUACAUAAGAAAUACAAAUCGCAAAUGUUGUGUAGAAAUUUGCUUCAAGAUAAACAAAGACAUUAAAAACAAAACAAAACAAAACAAAACAUGAAACAACUGAAACUAAAUGCUGAAAAUAAACGGAAUUACGAAUAUGAUAAGAAA
This is a messenger RNA of Drosophila albomicans, 2441 nucleotides long. RefSeq names its product vacuole membrane protein 1 (gene Tango5). The record is from RefSeq and is a predicted model, not a curated record. Lineage: Eukaryota; Metazoa; Arthropoda; Insecta; Diptera; Drosophilidae. The coding region runs from base 204 to 1700 and encodes 498 amino acids. The transcript has 5 exons.